GGUUUGCCAAUCACCAAAAAACACUAAAGAGGAAGUAGUUCAGCCAACUUGCUUUUAUUUUGGCAACGCGAACCGGAAGUGUUUACGUCCAGAUUGAUUUAGAGCAUUUGUCGUUAGCUUGGGGUUUAACAAUGCAGCAACGAGAAGAGAAGCAGUUGGAGGCGUCGGUGGAGUCUCUCAUCUCUCGGGUAGCACACGUCAAAAGCGCUCUUCACAAUUUCAUUUAUAAGUUGGAAAAUGAAUACGAGCGAUUGACAUGGCCCUCUGUUUUGGACAACUUUGCUCUUCUAUCUGGCCAGCUGAACACUAUCAAUAAACUGCUCAAGAACGAGAAGACGCCAUCCUUUCGCAACCAGGUUAUAAUACCACUGCUUCUGUCCCCGGACCGAGAUGAGGAUUUAGCGAAACUCACAGAGCAGCGCGUCCCGGUGUUCAGCCACGAGAUUGUGCCGGACUACUUGCGGACCAAGCCUGAUCCGGAGGUGGAGGAGCAGGAGAAACAGCUGAGUGCAGACGCGGCACGAAUUGGCCCAGAGGCGGCGCAGAAACAGAUCCAGACGUUGAAUAAGCUGUGUUCUAAUCUGCUAGAGAAGCUUAACAAUCCUCGUGAUGACAGAGAUGCAGAAAGUGCAGCAAUACGACAGAACAAACCUUCUUUCAACCCUGCUGACACCAACGCCUUGGUUGGAGCUGUCGCAUUUGGAAAGGGGCUUUCCAAAUGUAGGCCUCCAGGUCCAGGGGCCCCUGGACAUUCAGGACAAGGGCCCAUGAUGAGCGGAGGGCCCACCUUACAGCAGGUCACCAUUGGCGGUGGUUCAGGCCAGCAAGCAGGUAUGGGAGGGCCUGUGGCUCCACAGCAGCAAGGGCAGCCAGGUAGGAGACCUGGAGAGCUGGGAAAAAUGCCAAGCAGCAUCAAGACAAACAUCAAAUCUGCGUCCGGUUCAAUGCAUCCUUACAACCGAUGAGCUCCUGCUUUCUUAUUUCUUCGCCUAACAUUUGUUACUUUUCAGAGUGUCACUUCACAGCAACGACAACAUUUACAAAACAUACAUUUCACCUUUUGUGACCUUUUUAUAUAAACCCACAGUUAUUCCUCUGUUCUCUCUUAAGCUGUUUGUAACCAGAGGAUACAUAUUUUGAUAUUUUUUUCAUAUUUAAAUUUUUGAUACAUCAUCUGAGCCACUUGAUGGCAGUAUGUCAUCAUUUGUGGGAUUAUUACAGCUUGUAUUUGGAACUAUACUCUGACUCUUUCAAUAAAAGAUGUGUUAAAAUUA
Micropterus dolomieu (smallmouth bass) is the source of this 1274-nucleotide messenger RNA. It is a transcript of the gene med8, whose product is annotated as mediator complex subunit 8. Gene Ontology annotation, biological process: regulation of transcription by RNA polymerase II. The record is from RefSeq and is a predicted model, not a curated record. Gene Ontology annotation, molecular function: transcription coregulator activity; RNA polymerase II cis-regulatory region sequence-specific DNA binding. The transcript is spliced from 7 exons. NCBI's taxonomy places the organism in Eukaryota, Metazoa, Chordata, Actinopteri, Centrarchiformes, Centrarchidae. The coding region runs from base 132 to 965 and encodes 277 amino acids. Gene Ontology annotation, cellular component: core mediator complex; mediator complex.